AUGUCAGGGAUUGCGUUCCGUGUGCCUCUUACCGGCGAGGAAAAGCAAGCGUUUUCGCAACACUUUACCCGGCUAGAUGAUGAACAACUGGGAAUUGUAACUGGCGAGGCUCUAAGGCCAUUAUUCAGCCAAUCUGGGUUGACAGCGCAGCAAUUGUCGCAGAUAUGGACAAUAUGUGAUACAGAGAAUGCAGGGUUCUUGAAAGAAGAUCAGUUUUACGCAGCCAUGCGGAUGAUUGCCCAUCUACAACAAAAUCCUAGUGCGCCAAUUACCUUGGAAUUGUACCAAACCCCUGCGUCCAAACUACCGGUUUUCAACCAACAGGCAGGAGUACAGUCAUCGGGAGCAGGUACUGGUGCCGCUCCACCAGCCACAGUUCAAAGGAAUGGUUCUGUUAUGAACAGAUCCGUAAGCAAGACCAACACGGGAUCACCAUCUACAUAUGCGGUUAUCCCCGUGUGUACACCCCAUGAUUAUGCGAAGUUUUCGCAAUUGUUCGACAGAUCUACCGAUGGAUCUGGUGUGUUGGCUGGUAACAAGGCUAGAGAAAUAUUCAUUAAGGCAAAGUUGCCAACUCAAACCUUGGGUGCUAUCUGGGGUUUGUGUGACAGAAACAACAGUGGUAGUCUUGAUAAAAUUGAGUUUGUCAUGGCCAUGCAUUUGAUCCAAUUGACUUUGCAACAGAAUCCAGCAGUUCAGAAUUUGCCUUCCGUCUUGCCAAACUACUUGUGGAACUCCUUGACCAGUACAGCAUCCUCUUCCAUGACUCCGUUGAGCGCUAACAACACAGGUUUUUCGUUUAGCUCGGGUAACGGAUCGGUCGUAAGGCACUCAUCCAUUGCUAGAAAACCUUCUUUGUCAAGGCUUCCCUCCGGAACCUUUUCUAAUGCAGCUGUUGAUUGGACCUUGACCCCUGAGAAGAAGCAGCAAUUCGACGCUAUAUUCGAUUCUUUGGACAAGGAGAAAAAGGGUUCCUUGGGCUCUAACGUCUUGGUCCCAUUCUUUUUGACUUCCAAGCUAGGACAAGAUGUCUUGGCAACAGUGUGGGAUUUGGCAGAUAUUCACAACAGUCCUGUAUUUACUAAGGUUGAAUUCGCCAUUGCAAUGUUCUUGAUCCAAAAGAAAAAUGCGGGUAUAGACUUGCCAGAUGUUGUCCCAGACCAAUUGUUACACUCCCCAGCUUUGGGUUUGUACCAAAACAAUCAACAGCAACAACAGCAACAACCAGCUCCAAGAAGCCCUAUUGCUCUACCAAAAUCUAACGAAGCCGCGCCUGCAUACCAGAAUUUACCCGCUCCAGUUCAAGUUCAGAAAACUAGCAGUAGCGCUUUAGAUGAUUUGCUGGGUCUAAAUGAGUCAUUCACUCCUCCACCACAACAAGCUCAACUCCAAUCGCAGCCACAAUCACCUCCUCCUCCCCCAGCUCAUGCUCCUUCAAACAUGAGAAAAUUCAGACCUACUUCUACGUUUGGGCAAACUAUGAUUCCAGAAGAAUCCAAUCCUUCUCAAGAGCCGGAGCAGCAACAGCAACAGCAACAAUUUGCGCAAAGUAACUUUUCACGUUCAACAAAUGCUCCUCCACCACCUCCUUCCAAGCGUAAUUCUUCUUUGCCAAACGUUCCAAACUUUACCGGUACCAUUGGCUCCUCAGGCUCAAGUGCUGCCGCUUCAACACCGGGUACCGUUGGAACAAAUAGAUCUAUCAUUCCAAAUGUAAGCUCGUCUGCACCUCCAUCAUCUCUUUCUCAAGCUACUACAGAGUUAGCAAACCUAUCGACUCAGGUAAGCUCAUUGACUACUCAAGCAACUAAGGUACACGGUGAGAAAACAGCUGCACAAAACGAACUUACACGUAUUACCAAUAUGAAGGCUUCGAUCGAAAGCAAGUUAGUUACUCUUCGUGCCUCGUACGAUGCUGAGGUUCGCCAAACAGAAGAGAUCCAAACUCAGUUGAAUUCUCUCCGCCAAGAAAAUGAAUCUCUAAAACAACAAACUGCAGUAGCUGAGGCAAACUACCAUGCUGCACAGGCCCAAAAUGAAGAUCUCCAAAGACAAUUGCAAGAAGCCCAGGAAGAAGAUAGGCAGUUAAAAGAAAGAUUGGCACAAUUUAACACUUUGACAGCCGAAUUGCAAGAGAAACUCUCUCAAACCCAAGAAAAUGUUAAGGUAGAAAAAUCCAGAGUUGAUGUUCAUGCUAAGCAACUAGAAGUAGCGGAGGUGACAUCAAGUAAUCUCCAAGAGGAGAUUCAAGCUCUUGAACAAACCUUGGGUGUUUAUCUGUCGAAGCAUAAAGAAUUGAAUGACUACAAGGCCACAAUUGAAGCUCAACAUGCUGAGAUGCAAAACAAACAUCAGGCGUACCUGGCCAAGUCUGAGGAGAUUCAGGCCAGAGAAGCUGAAGUUCAAGCAAGGACCGCAGAAGUUGAAAAGCAAGAGCAACUGUAUCGUGAACAAGUCGCACAAUUACAACAAAUGUUUGAUGAUUUGCAGAAAAAGAAGGCAGAAUUUGAUGCAGUUAAUUCUGAUUUCGAGAAACAACAGUAUGACUAUGCAGACAGAGUUCAAAAAUUCUCUGAGAGUCAAAUGAAAUUCGCCAUGGGUGAAAUUCCAGACGAUGAAUACACUAAUGAACUAUUACAACAAAAGAAAUCGACAGCACAAUCUACCGAGGGAGGAGAUGAUGAAGAGAAGCAGGAAAGUGUUUUCGACAAGGAUGUUCCAACUCCUGUUUCACAGACAGAACCAGACGAUGAAGAACGCAAUCAACAGCUACAAAAUGGUGAACUGCAUGAAGAUCAACAAGCAAAUCAACAAGGUACUGAAGAUGAAGUAGCUGCCGAGGCUAUGGCUGAUUCUUUCGAAGGAAGUUUGAACGAAUAUGGAAUCCCAAGGACAGGAUCUACUACCUCUUCUACCGCUAACAAUCCUCCCCAAUCAGUUAGGGAUGAGGUUGAUAGUGAACCAAAAGAAAAUGCAUUGCCAGAUAUUGACCAACAACUGGAGGAUGAAGAUGAAGAUGAUAACGUAGAGAGCGGUGAGAAAGAAGAGAAGAAGGAAGAUGCUCCUAAGGCCAUUUCUAACGAGCAACUUCCUGGUGGUUGGUCUACUGGUUCAACUUUAGAAAAAGAGGAAGCUUCUCAUUCCAACCCUGACUCUGGGUCUGGAUCUGAUUCUGAUUCUAUUAAGAAAACGCCAGUACUGGGUCCUCAAGACAAGAGUGCAUCUUCGGUGGGAAAGGACAGUAACCAAUUGCCUCAGAUUCAAAAUUUGACACUCGAUAAUGAUGAACUGUCGUCAAGUGAUGAGGACGAGCAAGAGAGGUUUGAAUCACCUGAAAAGAAUGUCCCAAGUAAAACUGACACUCCCGAAUUUGUGAAUCAGUUUGAACAUAUCUCUCAUCAAGACUUAGAUGACAACGUUUUCCACGAUGCAAGUUCGGUGAGACCAUUUAGUACUGCUGAGUCUACUAACGCUCCUGUGGGUAAUGACGAAUGGGAUGAGAUAUUUUCCGGUUUAGGAAAUAACACCAAUACAUCUCGGAGUGUAGGUAAUGGAGGUGCUGCUCCUUCUGCACCACCUGUGCAUUUGCAACACCCAAUGCCAAGCACAGGAUCUGUUCCUACUUCAGGCUCCAGCAAGCCUCCAAUUGACAGAGGAAUUGCUGUAACUCCAAAGUCUCUUGCUAUUGAAGAGCUAAGCAGUAUGGGUUUCUCUAAGGAAGAAGCCACUAAAGCUCUUGAAAAGUGUGACUGGGAUUUGGAUGAUGCCACGAAUCUACUACUUGAUGGUGCUUAG
This is a messenger RNA of Kluyveromyces marxianus DMKU3-1042, 3795 nucleotides long. It is a transcript of the gene EDE1, whose product is annotated as Ede1p. Gene Ontology annotation, molecular function: protein binding; calcium ion binding. Gene Ontology annotation, cellular component: cytoplasm; plasma membrane. Bases 1 to 3795 code for a protein of 1264 amino acids. The transcript has a single exon. The record is from RefSeq and is a predicted model, not a curated record. Lineage: Eukaryota; Fungi; Ascomycota; Saccharomycetes; Saccharomycetales; Saccharomycetaceae. Gene Ontology annotation, biological process: endocytosis; endosomal transport.